AUGCUUGAGAUAUCUGGUAUUGACCCCAACAAGGUUGAGAUUCAUGGCAAAGAGUUUCUCAAACUCGUCCGCGAAGCUCAUUGCAACUAUGAAGCCAUGAUGCAGCGAGAGGAAGACCGGCCUCAGGAUCCAAAUCACCAGAACAUUAUCGAGCUCAGUAGUGAUGACGAGUUUGACGACGGGAAUGAACUUGAUGAUCUCGAAGGAGACGAUGAAUCAGUGGAGGAACGAAGCCACUUCUUUCAGCCCUCACCUGACGUGAUUGCAUUGAACGCAAGGAUCUCUCAACUUGCGCCAGCUCCUCCUGCACGAGCACAGUCCUACGACGAUUCGAAGAGUCGUGGUGGUAGAAGUGGACGCGGUAACUCCCGAGGCCUAUGGAAGAAGAACAGAAAAGCGUCUGGUAGCACCAGUAAGGGCAAAGCUUCCGCGGGUGUUAUAAAGAGCAAAUCUACAAGCAGCAGAAGUAGUGGAAGCAGCUUCGGCGGUGGACCAGCCAAACGUGGUGGUUUCCGAGGAGGCUUAAAUGGUGGUGGGAUUGGUAUGAUGCCCAUAUGA
Messenger RNA from Letharia columbiana, 558 nucleotides. RefSeq lists its product as uncharacterized. The transcript is spliced from 2 exons. Lineage: Eukaryota; Fungi; Ascomycota; Lecanoromycetes; Lecanorales; Parmeliaceae. The record is from RefSeq and is a predicted model, not a curated record. Bases 1 to 558 code for a protein of 185 amino acids.